AUGAAGUUCAGUUCCAUUAUCGCCGCUGGCGUCCUCUCUGUUUCUGCUCUUGCUAAGAGCAGUUAUAAGUAUGAGCGUCUUGACAAGAACGAUGCCGUUCUCCUCGUGGUCGAUAUCCAGGAAGGUCUUUACCAAUUGACCAGAGAUUGGGAUCCUACACUGUAUCAUCACCAGUCUAUGGCUCACGCUGCUCUUGGUCAGGCUUUCGACAUGCCUGUUAUCCUGACUACCUCAGCUGAUCAGGGUCCUAACGGUCCUCUCAUGCGAGAGAUCCGCGAAAUGUACCCCAAAGCCCCCCUCGUCCAACGCCAAGGCCAAGUCAACGCCUGGGACAGCGAAGAAUUCCGCGACGCCGUCAAGGCCACCAACAAAUCCCAAGUCAUCCUCGCCGGCAUCACCACUGACGUCUGCACCACCUUCCUCGCACUCUCCCUCCGUGACGCGGGUUACUCCGUCUGGGCCAACAUGGAAGCAUCCGGCACUACAACCGCUCUUAUCCGCGACAUCUCCAACGAUCGCAUGCGCGAUGCUGGUGUUCAGGUCGUUAGCCUGUUUUCCAUUGUCUGUGAGCUGAUGCGCGAUUGGAGGAACAAGCCUGGUGCUAAGGAGAUUUACCCUUGGCUUGGACAGUACUACCCCGCUGCUGGUUACAUGGCUCGUGGUCAUGCUGCAGCUAUUACUAAUGGAACCAUCCAGCCUGGUGAGGAUGGAUAUACUCACUAUCCUUAG
Fusarium redolens is the source of this 729-nucleotide messenger RNA. RefSeq names its product Isochorismatase-like protein. Lineage: Eukaryota; Fungi; Ascomycota; Sordariomycetes; Hypocreales; Nectriaceae. The transcript has 3 exons. Bases 1 to 729 code for a protein of 242 amino acids. The record is from RefSeq and is a predicted model, not a curated record.